AUGGCACCCUCGAGGUCGGGUAGUAAGGACAUCAUACUGGGGGAUCUGUCAAGCGGAUCCGUGAAGAGUUCCCGCGACGAGGCGUCGAUCACGCAGAAAGCUGAGGCCACCAGUGUGGAGGAGGAGAUAUCGGAAACCGUAUUCAUAACUGGAUGGUCCCUCGGUCUGAUUACCUUCGCACAAUGUCUCGCCUUAUUCGUUGCUCAGAUGGAGUCGUCCAUCGUCAGCACAUCCAUUCUUGCCAUAACAAACGAGUUGGGAGGUUUUAACAAGAGCUCCUGGGUAUUCACAGCAUUUUUGCUCACCUAUAGUGGACUUGUUAUUAUCUGGGCCAAAAUGAGCGAUAUCUUCGGACGGAAGCGUUUACUUCUGGUAGCGCUCAUUCUCUUCAUCGUAUUCUCGGGCGCAUGCGGUGCAGCUCAAACUCUGAUUCAACUAAUCAUGUUCCGCUGUAUCCAAGGUAUUGGAGGGUCUGGUAUCUUCUCCCUGGCGAUCAUCAUCUGGUUUGAAAUAGUACCACCGAGGGAUUUCCCAAAGUAUACAGCUCUGGUAACAGUCGUUUUUACAUUCUCCGUCACAUUUGGCCCCUUGAUUGGAGGUUCCUUGACGGAUCAUACGACUUGGAGAUGGAUAUUCUUAUUGAAUGUCCCUCUUGGAUUUAUAUCACUAGUUAUUUUAUUUUUCCUGCUGCCGACAACUUUACCUGCGCAAAAACACUCAGCUACCCCGCUCGUGGGGAAUAUUUGGUCCCUAAAAAACCUCCAAAGGAUUGAUUUCAUCGGCGCAACUCUGUUGCUUGGAGGCUGUGUCCUGUUGGUUACUGCCUUGCAGCAAGCGGCGGAUGGCAUCUCAUUUGCAGCAGCAGUCGUGCUGAGUUUGUUGAUAUUGUCUGGAGUGUUUUGGGUUGCAUUCGUCAUAUGGCAAUGGUUCAUAACGACUAAACGAGAACUUCCGGAACCAGUAUUCCCAUGGAGGUUUUUCAGCAGUCGGGUUUUUAUGGGAAUGAUUCUCAACACGUUUUUCGCAGGUACUAUCCUGACGGUUCUAACCAUACAGCUUCCACAACGAUUUCAAACCGUCAAUGGAAACUCUGCUCUGAUCGCCGGAGUACGGCUGAUCUCGUUCGGUCUUUUGGCUCCAGCAUCAUCUGCUAUAUCUGCAACGAUCAUUGGUAAAACAACUAUCCCUCCAAUCUGGCAUAUCCUCCUUGGAAGUUUUUUGGAGAUCGUUGGAACUGUUGGGCUAUCGAAGACACCGACGACUUACGCCAUUGCGCCUCAACAAUAUGUUUUCCAAGUUAUUACGGGCGUGGGGGUUGGCUUUUGCAAUGCGGCGUUGAUGUUAUUGGUUCCCAAUGUUGUCGAGAAACGGGAUCUAGGUGAAUAUCCUAACGCUGACGAGUCAAGGAAACAUUUUACUGACCUUGGAAUAGCGGUUGGAACGGCAGCAAUUACACAGUUCAGGGUGUUAGGAGGAAUCAUGGGCCUUGCCAUCGUGAUUAGCGUCAUGAACAGGGCGAUACAGUCGGAUCUAUUGGAUAUCCUUCCCGUUCAAACAGUUGACACGCUCCUUCAAACGACGGAAAUUAUUCACCGUUUACCGCCCAGCGUACAAGAAUCAGUACGGCUCAUUUUCGCAAGAGGUUAUAAUUUGCAAAUGACGAUUAUGAUCGGAUUUGCGGCAGCUCAGGUACCCUCUACAAUGUUGAUGUGGACCAGGAAGCCAAUUAUGGUCGAAAAGUGA
Molecule: messenger RNA, 1743 nt
Organism: Venustampulla echinocandica
Lineage: Eukaryota; Fungi; Ascomycota; Leotiomycetes; Helotiales; Pleuroascaceae
Exons: 6
Coding region: 1-1743 (580 amino acids)
Biological process (GO): transmembrane transport
Molecular function (GO): transmembrane transporter activity
Source: RefSeq, a predicted model, not a curated record